Messenger RNA from Helianthus annuus (common sunflower), 1137 nucleotides. RefSeq names its product putative disease resistance RPP13-like protein 1. The transcript is spliced from 2 exons. The record is from RefSeq and is a predicted model, not a curated record. Gene Ontology annotation, molecular function: ADP binding. Gene Ontology annotation, biological process: defense response to other organism. NCBI's taxonomy places the organism in Eukaryota, Viridiplantae, Streptophyta, Magnoliopsida, Asterales, Asteraceae. The coding region runs from base 1 to 1137 and encodes 378 amino acids.
AUGGCUGAAGUCAUUGUUAACAUCUUAGUGGGAGUGUUGUCUGAGAAGUUAGCCAAAAUUGAAUUCUCGAAGUUGGGUCGACCUAAAGCAAUCAAACCUCAGCUGACAAAAUGGAAGAAUGAUAUGCUGAUGAUCCACGCUGUGCUUGAUGACGCAGGCCAGAAGCAGAUUUUUCAAAAAGCUGUUGAACUGUGGCUACACGAGCUCCAGGAUUUGGCUUACGACAUAGACGAUAUUGUUGAUGAUUUGACCACCGAAGGUAUGAUACGCAAAUUUCAUCAACAAUCUCAUGCCGGUACCAGCACUAGUAAGUUCUGGAAGAUCAUGAUCCCAAGUUGUUGUACUAAUUCCACUCUUAGAAAUCUUUUUCGUGAUCUUGGGUUGGGUUCUAAGGGAGAAAAGAUUACGAAAAAAUUGAAUGAUCUUGUUGAUCAGAAAACUAAGUUGGGUUUGGAAGUGAAUGUGAGAGUUGAGAGAUCAAAUAUACCAUUGGAGCAGACUUCACUGGUUGAUGAGUCCAAAGUAAUGGGUCGGGAAGCGGAUAAAGUGGCUUUGCUGAGGAAAUUGUUGGGGAAAGAAGCAUGUAAUCAAAAUGUGAGUGUUGUGUCGAUAGUUGGUCUGGGCGGAAUUGGCAAAACAACUCUUGCGAAAGUUUUGUACAACGACAAGAAUGUUACCGAACACAGACAAAGUACAGACACAAGUGCACCAACAAAUGUGAAGAAACACUUCACGCUCAGGGCAUGGGUUUGUGUUUCAAAUGAGUUUGAUGUAUACAAUAUUAGCAAGGCCAUUUUUCAAGCUGUAGGUGGAGGGGAGGAGCAGUUUAAUAGUUUGAAUCUUCUUCAUGAGGCCCUUAAAGAAAAACUAGAAAGUAAAAGAUUCCUCGUUGUUCUAGACGAUGUCUGGAACGAGAGUCAUGACAAGUGGGAGAGACUCCGAAGCCCUUUUGCUGUAGGGGCACCCGGAAGUAAAAUCAUCAUCACCACCCGGAAGACCAAGGUUGCAACAGUGAUGAACUCAGUUCAAGCUUACAAUCUGGAGGGUUUAUCAAAUGAGAUAGCUCUGUCUUUAUUAGCUAAAUACACGCUUGAUGAAGAAAACUUUGACAACCAUCCAUCACUUCACUUGGAAUGA